Messenger RNA from Phaedon cochleariae (mustard beetle), 1369 nucleotides. NCBI's taxonomy places the organism in Eukaryota, Metazoa, Arthropoda, Insecta, Coleoptera, Chrysomelidae. The record is from the annotation of a GenBank genome assembly.
AUUAUGGUUGUGUUCGACUAAGGUUAGGUUCCUGAUCAGUAACUCAGUAAGUCUUAAGAUAAGAUAACCUUACUUUUUAUUUGAAAAAAAAUUCUCUCAACAAAAAUAUUGAUAGAAAACUUGAAAUAUUGUCGAAAUGUUGAAAGUUAUUGCGAAAGUUGUUGAACGAUCUAAUUUUUCGAUUCAGUGCAGGCUAUGCGGUUCAAUAACCAAUGUAUCCAAAGUGCAGUCACUAUCAGAAAUUCCAACUGAUGAGCCAGUUGCAGAAAUACAAACUAGAGUUUUAAGAGUGGCUAUAAUAGGAAUGCCAAAUGCUGGUAAAAGUACAUUGAUAAAUCAGAUUAUGGAUCGAAAGGUUUGUGCGACUUCCGAAAAAGUACACACCACCAGGACAAAAGCAAGGGCCAUAUUCACUGAAGAUGAUGCACAAAUAAUUUUCGUGGAUACACCUGGACUGGUCAAUGAAAAGGAACAGAAAAUCUAUAACUUACAGAAAGCAUUCAUCCGGGACGGAAAAAGCGUUUCUAGAGAAGCAGAUAUCAUUGGAGUUGUACAUGAUGUGGCAAAUACUUGGACCAGGGAAAGACUGGACAUUAAAGUCAUAAAAUUAUUAGAGUACAAUAAAUCGAAACCCAGCUUCCUUGUAUUCAACAAGGUAGAUGUUCUGAAAUCGAAAAGAAAAUUAUUGGAGUUGACUAGACAAAUAACUGAAAAUUGCGUGAACGGUGAACCCAUACCUGGUGGAAAACCAGUCAAGCCUAAAAAUUCCGAUGAUAAAGGUUGGCCGUUUUUUCAAGAAAUAUUCAUGGUUUCAGCAUUAACAGGAGAUGGACUAGAAGACAUUAAAAAAUAUCUUCUGAAUAGCGCAAAACGUGGAAAAUGGAUAUUUCCUGAAAAGACAUGGACAGAUCAAAUAUCUGAAACUGUCAUUUUGAAUACUGUGAAAGCUACUCUUCUUAAUUUUCUGCCACAAGAAAUCCCAUACCAGCUGACACCUCUAAUUGAAUAUUUAAAUGUUGACCAGAAUGAUGUGAUAACCACCGUUGUUAUUGUCCAGUGUCCAUCUGCAAGAAUAGCUAAAUUGAUAGCAGGCGCAGCAGAUGGAAGAUUAAGGCAAAUAACGGAUACUGUGCGGAUAGAUUUGCAAGACGCUUUUCAUAAUUACGUUAAAAUUAAAAUAGUACUGGAGCCUUCACCAAAUGAUCAAAAAUAAACUUGUUUACUUUAAAUUAGCAUUCAUCUGAGAACUGUGAAAAUUGUAUUUCAUGAAGAAGUAGAAGUACGACCUAAUAACAUUAUUGGGUAUUGUACUUGAUCGCCCUAAUAUGUAUAAUGCCAAUGUCCAUGAAAAUAUAUUGCAUGUAGAGUU